AAAAGUUUCCAUGAACCAUGUCAGGAUCACAUCUGCGUUUGCGUUUUCUCUCGCUACUAUUACUCUGUUGUGUCUCCUCUUCGACUUCAAGCUUAUUCACUUUCAGUUAUCCCGUUCUUGAUCUUGUUGCUUGUCGUUCCCAUCAGAUUCAAGCCUUUACACAGUUCAAGAACGAGUUUGAUACCCAUCGUUGCAACCAUAGUGACCACUCUAAUGGAGUCUGGUGCGAUAACUCGACGGGUGUGGUCACGAAGCUACAACUCAACGCUUGUCUCAGUGGAACUCUGAAUCCCAACAGUAGCCUAUUCUGGUUUCAUCAGCUCCGUUUCCUUAAUCUCUCUCACAACAACUUCACCUCCACUUCAUUCCCUUCCGAGUUUGGUAAUCUCAACAAAGUAGAGGUUUUGGAUCUUUCCUUUAAUAGCUUCACUGGCCAAGUUCCUUCCUCAUUUAGUAACCUAAGUCAGCUAACCGAGUUGCACCUUUCCAAUAACCAGCUCACUGGUGGUUUCCCACAGGUACAAAAUCUAACUAACCUCUCCCAUCUAGACUUUGAAAAUAAUAAAUUCUCUGGAACCGUCCCUUCUUCUCUCCUCAUGAUGCCCUUUUUAUCAUAUCUUAAUUUAUAUGGAAACCAUUUCACCGGUUCCAUUGAAGUUUCUACCUCAUCGAAGCUCGAGAUCCUUUACCUUGGGCUUAAACCUUUUGAAGGACAAAUCCUAGAGCCUAUCUCAAAGCUCAUAAACCUAAAGCGUCUUGAACUUUCUUUUCUAAACAUAAGCUACCCACUCGACUUAAACCUCUUCUCCUCUCUCAAAUCUUUAACAUACCUCGAUCUUUCCGGUAACAGUAUAUCUCCGAGAAGUUUAAGGUCAGAUUUAUACAUCCCACUAACCCUUGAGAAGUUGCUAUUGGAGCAAUGCGGCAUCAUAGAGUUUCCAAACAUCUUAAAGACCCUUCAGAAGUUGGAGUAUAUAGACAUGUCCAACAAUAGAAUCAAUGGUAAAAUCCCUGAGUGGUUAUGGAGACUUCCUCGCCUAAGAUCAAUGAGUCUUGCAAAUAAUUCUUUCAACGGUUUCGAAGGUUCAACAGAUGUUUUAGUAAAUUCAUCAAUGGAGAUAUUAUUUAUGCAUUCAAACAAUAUUCAAGGGGCACUUCCUAAUCUACCACUCUCUAUCAAAGCCUUCUCUGCGGGUUAUAAUAAUUUCUCAGGAGAGAUACCUCUUUCAAUCUGCAACAGAAGCUCUCUUGCUGCUCUUUCUCUACCUUACAACAAUUUCACCGGUAAAAUUCCUCAAUGUCUGAGUAAUUUGACGUUUGUGCAUCUUCGAAAGAACAAUUUGGAAGGAAGUAUUCCUGACACAUUAUGUGCCGGGGACUCUCUUCAGACACUCGACAUUGGCUUCAAUCUAAUAUCUGGGACGCUUCCAAGAUCUCUCCUAAACUGCUCGUCUCUAGAGUUUCUUAGCGUUGACAACAACAGAAUCAAAGACACAUUUCCCUUCUGGCUCAAGGCUUUACCAAAUUUGCAAGUCCUUAUCCUAAGUUCAAACAAAUUGUAUGGUCCUAUAGCUCCUCCUCAUCAAAGUCCUCUCGCGUUUCCUGAGUUGCGGAUAUUUGAGAUAGCUGAUAAUAUGUUUACUGGAACCUUGUCACCAAGAUACUUUGUGAACUGGAAAACAUCAUCACUCACGGUGAAUGAAGAUGGAGAUUUAUAUAUGGUAUACAAGAAUAAUGCAUUCGGUAUAGAUUCGUAUGUGUAUAGGGAUACUAUAGAUAUGAAAUACAAAGGGUUAUCCAUGGAGCAACAGAUGGUCCUCAACUCCUACAGUGCCAUUGAUUUUUCUGGGAAUAGAUUAGAAGGACAGAUUCCUAAAUCUAUUGGUCUCUUGAAGGAACUCAUUGCACUCAAUUUAUCAAACAACGCAUUUACAUGCCAUAUUCCUCUGUCUUUGGCCAAUGCUACUGAGCUCGAGUCAUUAGACCUGUCAAGAAACCAACUCUCUGGGACUAUUCCUAAUGGACUCAAGACCCUCUCGUUUUUGGCAUACAUAAAUGUAUCUCACAAUAAACUCAAGGGUGAAAACCACAAGGAACACAGAUUAUUGGGCAACAUAAAUCCUCCUUUGAAGGGAAUGCAGGGCUUUGUGGUCUUCCUUUGGAGGAAACUUGCUCUGGAAAGAAUGCGCCGCCAACACAACAACCUAAGGAAGAAGACGAAGAACAGGAGCAAGUGCUGAACUGGAAAGCAGUGGCAACAGGAUAUGGGACUGGACUGUUGCUUGGAUUAGCUAUAGCUCAAGUCAUCGCUUCAUACAAGCCGGAUUGGCUUGUUAAGAUAAUUGGUUUGUUUCGGUUUUGCUUUUGAUCUUUGAAUGCAUGUCAAGUCGUUGUUGGUCUUGUUAUGAAGUAGUUACUUUUAUGGUUAAUGUUGGA
Messenger RNA from Arabidopsis thaliana (thale cress), 2436 nucleotides. RefSeq names its product receptor like protein 28 (gene RLP28). The record is from RefSeq and is marked reviewed. Gene Ontology annotation, biological process: signal transduction. The coding region runs from base 18 to 2240 and encodes 740 amino acids. Gene Ontology annotation, cellular component: plasma membrane. Lineage: Eukaryota; Viridiplantae; Streptophyta; Magnoliopsida; Brassicales; Brassicaceae. The transcript has a single exon.